AUAAUAGAAUCCUCGCGCGGUAUUGGUGGGUGCCUGUGGGAAGUAGUGGACCGCGCGCUUCAGCCAGCUGCACUCGGUCUGAGCAUUAUUGCGGAACGCUCCGAGCUCGAACAACAACUACGUGAUGAUGUGGGAUCAUUCUUUACGGACUAUGGGACUACUACUUGUUUGGAGAGGGGAAUAAUCUGAAAAUCACUACCCGGAAAGUUAUUUUAAUGGAAAGAAAUGGCACGAGAGCAGUUGGACCCGUAAACCUCGAACUCAACGCUAGCCGUCAAAGGCCGACCAACCCAAACUACAACUCCCAUGUGGCCUAUGGCCCAUCAUCACCAACAUGGGAUAUGGGCACGUCCUCCACCGUCGCGGCAACAAGGAAGAACAGGUCUACCUCAAUGUGGGCGGCGUCCGACACGAGGUGGCUGAGGAGACACUGCUCCGCUUCCCCAACACGCGCCUGGGCCGCCUGCUGUGCUGCCAGAGCGAGGAGGCCAUUCUGGAGCUCUGCGACGACUACAGCCCCGCGGAGCGCGAGUACUACUUCGACCGCAACCCCCACAUAUUCAUCAGCGUGAUAAACUUCUACCGCACCGGACGCAUACACAUGAUGGAGGAGGUGUGCGUCUUCUCCUUCAGCCAGGAGAUUGAGUACUGGGGCAUCCAUGACCUCCACUUCGGCGAGUGCUGCAGCCACUGGUUCCAGGAGCGCAAGGAGUACAUAGAGGACCGGGACUGGGACAUCCAAAGUGACGAGGUGCAGCCUCCCAGCAUGGACUCAUCCUUCGAGGAGCUGUCGGCCCUGGACAAGGACCUGGAGAAGUUCAAGGGGGCUUGGUGUGCCAAGGUGCGGAGCUACGUGUGGAUAAGACUGGAGGACCCUGGUCACUCGCUUUCGUCCAAGAUCAUUGCUGUGGCCUCUCUGAGUGUGGUGCUUACCUCCAUUGUGGCCAUGUGCGUCCAUAGCAUGCCAGAGUUCCAGGUCGUGGAUGAGAACGAGAGGCCCAUUGAGGACCCUGUGCUGGCCAUCCUGGAGGUGGUCUGCAUCGUCUGCUUCUCAGCGGAGUUCAUCAUCCGUUUGGUCGUCGCUCCCUCACCCAGGAAGUUCCUCAGCAACACCCUGAACAUCAUUGACGUAGCCUCAAUCUUGCCCUUCUACAUCACGCUGGCCUUUGAGACGGUAGACGAGGAGAGCGUGGAGGAGAACGAGAAUCUGGAGAAUGUGGGCAAGGUGGUGCAGGUCCUCCGGCUGAUGCGCGUCUUCCGGAUCCUCAAACUGGCGCGCCACUCGAUCGGUCUGCGCGCACUUGGCGCCACGGUCCGACACAGCUACCAUGAGGUGGGCCUGCUGCUCCUCUUCUUGUCCGUGGGCAUCUCCAUCUUCUCCGUGCUCAUCUACUCGGCCGAAAAGGAGGAGGAGGACACCGACCUUGGUACCAUCCCUAUGGGCUGGUGGUGGGCCACAAUCACCAUGACCACGGUGGGCUACGGUGACACCUGCCCGGUGACGCUGCUUGGCAAGCUUGUGGCCACGCUCUGCAUUAUCUGUGGCCUGCUGGUGGUCGCUCUGCCCAUCACCAUCAUCUUCAACAAGUUUUCUAAGUACUACCAGAGGAACAAAGCCAUAGAGGAGGGUUUGUGUCUGAAGCAGCUGGUGUCAGAGAGACACGACGUGGACCUCCCCUACCAUAACAUCAGGGAUCUCUACGCCCAGACUGUGGGUGCGUACCCCUUCAUGGGCGGCAUGGCCUUCAGGAACAGUGUGAGUAGUGGUGGGGAUGAUACAGAUGCCUCCAGCCUACAGGAAAUAGAGGUGUUCAACGAUCUGGACAACAAGGCGGAGAAAUGAAGCUCAAGGCUCUGGCUGCCCUGUUUGCAAAGCUCAGCACAUCUCAAAGGAGUACUUUGUGAUUCUCAGGGCGAAGCUCUUCAUCGUUAACUCCUAAUCUGUCUUCCUUAUGUGGCUGACUCAAGACUGUGACAUCACUGUGACCAUGGGAUCUCUCUAUUUUGAGAGACCUAGAAAUAUAUUACUGUAAUGAAAGGGCACAGAGGUAGUAUCUCGGAUUCCACUUAAAAAGGUUUGAACUUCAUUCAUCUGUCGCCUAUGACAUUGCAACGAUGCAUGUCUAUGUGAAAGGAAUUUGCAUUAUAUUGUACCAAUUUGUCAACUCAAAAGUAAUGGUUUACUUUUGAUUUGAUGAACUAAGUUUGUUUGGAUUCGGACUAGAUUGAUGUUUUAAACUCCGCAUGAACAAAAAAAAAGAGAAGGUAGUGGAACAUUGCUUUGGGUGUGCCCUCCCUGUAGAUGAAGGGACACAAAUGACCUCUCUCCCAAAACCUCUACUGCUGUGCGUACUUAUAUAGAGGCCCCUUGAUUAGAAUGUCAUUGAGACAUUGUCUUAGCAUGUGUUGGCAUGCAAGCUCCGUGGACUAGGCCGUAUGGACGUGUUAAAUAAAGUCUUGCCUGUAAAAGCCAAUGAGUAACUUAUUAUGGCGAUAUUGAUCAGAGUAUCUGCUUUAUUUAUUUUUUUGAGCGAUUAAGUGAUUCGCCUGGAAUCAAUGAAAUGACUUUGAAGUGAGGCUUACAUUUGGUUUUACGUCAGACAAACUGACAGUGAUAACGUCGGAAUAAAAACUGUAAAAUGAAAA
Molecule: messenger RNA, 2646 nt
Organism: Esox lucius (northern pike)
Lineage: Eukaryota; Metazoa; Chordata; Actinopteri; Esociformes; Esocidae
Gene: kcns3b
Product: potassium voltage-gated channel, delayed-rectifier, subfamily S, member 3b
Exons: 2
Coding region: 335-1843 (502 amino acids)
Biological process (GO): protein homooligomerization; potassium ion transmembrane transport
Cellular component (GO): voltage-gated potassium channel complex; membrane
Molecular function (GO): voltage-gated potassium channel activity; protein binding
Source: RefSeq, a predicted model, not a curated record